Brienomyrus brachyistius is the source of this 1644-nucleotide messenger RNA. RefSeq names its product ubiquitin carboxyl-terminal hydrolase L5 (gene uchl5). Gene Ontology annotation, biological process: ubiquitin-dependent protein catabolic process; protein deubiquitination. The coding region runs from base 132 to 1121 and encodes 329 amino acids. The record is from RefSeq and is a predicted model, not a curated record. NCBI's taxonomy places the organism in Eukaryota, Metazoa, Chordata, Actinopteri, Osteoglossiformes, Mormyridae. Gene Ontology annotation, cellular component: Ino80 complex; cytoplasm. Gene Ontology annotation, molecular function: cysteine-type deubiquitinase activity; proteasome binding. The transcript has 11 exons.
GGUCACGUUCAAAAGGCUGCCGGGAAACAGGAGCGGCUAGUGGUCGCGCGAGCCUAGCCUGUCUCGGUGCUGCUGUUUUAACUGCUGCGGUCCUUUACGGUUCAUCUACGUGUAAGAAGUACGCCUUUAGGAUGACGGGGAGUGCGGGCGAAUGGUGUCUGAUGGAGAGCGAUCCGGGGGUCUUUACGGAACUGAUCAAAGGCUUCGGAUGCAAAGGUGCCCAAGUCGAAGAGAUAUGGAGCAUGGAACCGGAAAACUUUGAAAAACUGAAACCAGUUCAUGGGCUGAUUUUCCUUUUCAAGUGGCAGCCAGGAGAGGAGCCCGCCGGUUCCAUUGUCCAGGACUCGCGGCUGGACCACAUUUUCUUUGCCAAGCAGGUCAUUAACAAUGCGUGUGCCACUCAGGCAAUUAUUAGCGUGCUGUUGAACUGCUGUCACCAAGACGUGCAGCUUGGGGACACAUUGUCUGAGUUCCGGGAAUUCUCGCAGAGUUUCGACGCGGCUAUGAAAGGUCUGGCACUGAGUAACUCUGAGGUGAUACGACAAGUUCAUAAUAGUUUUGCCAGACAACAGAUGUUUGAGUUUGACGCAAAGUCAUCUGCGAAGGAUGAAGAUGCGUUCCACUUUGUGAGUUACGUUCCAGUGAAAGGGAGGCUGUACGAGCUGGACGGGCUCCGUGAAGGCCCGAUUGACCUUGGGGUUUGUAACCAAGAUGAGUGGAUCAGCGCAGUCCGGCCCGUUAUUGAGAAAAGAAUUCUCAAGUACAGUGAAGGCGAGAUACGGUUUAACCUGAUGGCGAUAGUGUCAGACCGAAAGAUGAUUUAUAAUCAAAAGAUUGCCGAACUGCAGAGUCGGCUUGCUGAGGAGGAACCAAUGGAUACCGAUCAAAGUAACAAUCUACUUUGCUCCAUUCAGUCAGAAAUUGCGAAAUAUCAGCUUCUCGUAGAAGAGGAGAAUCAGAAGCUGCAGCGAUAUAAAAUGGAAAACAUCCGGCGAAAGCACAAUUACCUACCAUUCAUCAUGGAACUGCUCAAGACAUUAGCUGAGUACCAGCAGUUGAUACCAUUGGUGGAAAAGGCAAAAGAGAAGCAAAAUGCUAAAAAUGCCCAGGAGGCUAAAUGACGCACUGAGGCUUUGUACCGUCGCUCAUUGUCACAAAACGUGCACAGAAACCACAGGUGACUUAAGCUGUCCAGUCCGGCAACUGAAAAUCCAUGCAUGCAGUGAAGUGUUGGAGUAGACCAUCUGUUCUCCUGUCACAGAUUUGCUAAUCAAGUCUAAAUCUGUUGAAACAUGUUAAAAAUUCAAGCUUGAAAUAAAUGAACAUUUCUCCUUCAUUACCCCCCUUUUUUUUGUAAAAGUUGUAAAUGAUUGACUUGUCAAAUUUUUGUUUAUUUGAAUUGUAGUGGCAGCAUCUAUAAACACAUUGGACUUUUGUUAUUGACUUUUUCUUUUUUUUAUAUAUAUAUGGAUGCUGUUGAUUUAGUAUUUAAAGUGUCAAUAGGUGGAGCUGUUUUUCCAAAUAUGGCCACAUGAGUCACUGUAUAUCGCACUGGUAGGGAGUGCUGUCUUGUUAGUCGUUUCCCUCAUGGCAUUGCGUCCAUAAAUGGGUAAAUAAAAGUCAUCUUAUGAUGAAGGAAAAAUC